Molecule: messenger RNA, 789 nt
Organism: Aspergillus pseudotamarii
Lineage: Eukaryota; Fungi; Ascomycota; Eurotiomycetes; Eurotiales; Aspergillaceae
Exons: 3
Coding region: 335-697 (120 amino acids)
Source: RefSeq, a predicted model, not a curated record
CUGUGGGCUCGCACCUCCAUGGCGGAGCAAUAACUCCGUUGAGCAAACGAGGUGUGGGAGGUACAAUUGGUUCCCAGCUGCCGAUCUCGUCAGCUCUAGCCACACAGCCCCUCAUUGAGCGAGUCGCCAAUAUCUAAACCACUCCAGCGAUCAUGAUGUGAAGGAUGGCCGUGGGUAAGGUGCCAAAGACAUAAAUACCGUCGGCUCUCCCAGUCCACUAGCAGGUGUUAUGCUCCAGAUCCAGUGAAGUACAAAACUCCGGCUCGCUUCAAGCACUGAGCAUUUAUCCUCUCUUCAUAUCAGUCUCCUCACCGUGCUCCAUAACACAGCCAAAAUGCUUGUAUACACUGGCAAGAUCAACUACGAGAGUUAUUGCCAAGAUGAGAUCAUUACUGUGAUCUUUGAUGAGGACACCGAGAGCAUAGACGGGCCGGUAGUCGCAACCUGGCAGUGGACUCAGGAUGCCUACGGAAAAAAGAAGGCAAACUCGAUCCACGUCGGGACUCUGAAUGGGUUGAGAAAGCUGAACACCGGAGAGAAGGAGAUUGAGUUCCUUCAGAAUCAGGCACAGGAGUCUUACUAUUGGUUCAAAGGACGUGUGGUAGAGUCAACUUUAACGUUGGACAUGUACAACGAAAGAAAUGAGUUCUGUGUCGGCAACAUCACUCUCGAAUGUACAGAUCCAGGCUUUUCUUAAAGCUCCCCGGGGCCUUAGCAUCGUUCUCUCUUGGUGCUGGCUUUCCCUAUUCCAGUUCAAGUGAGAGGUUCAGUAGCAGGCGCAUUUUCUCG